UUGCACAUGUGGGUGUUGGUUGUGACGCGGGCGACUGCUGUCAUGUGCAUAUUCGUAUUUCUCUAGUACACUUUCGUAUGUAAUAUACAUAUAAGUUCGAGUGUCAUGCACAAUGCAUCAUGCAUAUUUGUCACUGACAACAGUACUUGAAUCCUUUAUCGGAAAUAAGAGAAUCUACAAGCGUGCAAAUGUGACAGGGGUUCCAAGUAAAUAAUACGUUUUUCGAAAAAAAAAAAGAAAUGUAGACGCUUCUUUGUUGAUUAACGUGGGACGGAAUCUGAGAGGUUUGACAUUUAUUAAACUGUUGCUUAAAUUGACCGUAAUAUUUUACAAUAGUCUUUCAUAAACGUCUCAUUAUUUUGAAGUUACAAUUCACUAAAUAAAAGGGAAAACCGACGCAUAUUGCUGGCGAUCACUGGCAGUUUUCAGGAGGCUCCUCCAGACUCCAAGGUCACGUUCAGAGUGAGACCAGAAGCGGCAUAGCUGAGGAGUGACUGAAGUGCGAGAAAACCAAGUACUUGACAGUGAUAUCCGUAGCAAAAAGUGUCCGUCCAUUGUCAGAAAAUUUUUUGAAGAUUAUAUCAAGAUGAAUAUCAAAGACUUCUUUACUGUACAGAAGAUACUCAUUCUGUCAUACAGAAUUUUAUUGGGACUUACAUUGCUGGUAUUGCUCCUUGCACCAUUCAACUUUGGGUAUGGGCCUGUGAGUGAAGCUCCCAUACCAACAAUAAAUAUUUCAAGCAUUAAUUGGACAAGAGACUUUUAUGAAAGCAGUGACUAUCAAGCUUAUUAUGAUUAUGUGCAAGAAACAGAAGAUUAUGGAACAUACCUACUUGUACCCAGCUUCUAUGUAAUUCUACCCUGUGGUGUAGGCAUGCUGUUUGCUGGGGCCUAUGUCUUGAUUGAUUUACUUUCAAAAGACAUUGUCGAGACCACAGUAGGCCUGUACUGUUCCUUUGGACUCCUGAGUAUGGUGGUUGGUCUUACAGGAGCAUAUCAAAACAGAGCUAAAUAUGUACCCAAAGGAUUUGAGAACUUUAUGUUGAGUUAUAAUUGGAUUACAGCAAUCCAUUCACUUCUGUUAAUAAUACUAUUACUGCAGAUUAUUUUGUCCAUUCGGGAAUUGUGUCGGCGAAAUAUGCGAUGGCCUACUAUCCAUUUCAGCCACUUUUUCACUAUUGGUAUGCUUGUAAGAGCAACUUUAUUGAUUCUUGCCACAUAUUUAACCAUAGCUUUCCUUGUUAAUGUGCUUCAUGGAUUUCGAGACGGAUAUGAUGAACCUGUUUUUCGCUAUCCAGAAUAUUUUUUCAUGCCAUGUGCUGUGGCGUGUUUGUAUGGAGUACUGGUUGCUUUUGAAGCUUUUACCUCCCAGAUAUUUGGUCACGUUCAUGAUAAAAUGAUGGGCAUCAGUGGCUUGGUAAUGAGUGCAGGUUAUGCCGUUGUUGGUAUUAUCUUUCUUCCGCCCAUUGCAAAUAAUAUUAUGGAUGAAUAUAGAGCUGAACCAGUUUUGAUUUUCUCUUGGGUGUGCUUUAGUGUGAGCCUGAUUUAUGCAGGUCUCUGCUUAGUUGUUCCAAAGGCACUGAAUACACCCCCAGCCAUUAUAAGAUAUCUUGCAUAUGGAAUGUCACAUAUGAAAUGUUGGGGACAAUCCAGUGAAGUAAAAGGAAAGGAAGCUUGUAACUGCAAGAUAUUCAGUAAAAUUGCUGCCUUGUGGGAAAAUCUGAAAAAAAGUGAUUCCUUAAGGACAAAUUUGAUUCUUGUGAUUCUGUCAUUUUUGUGUAUAGUCCUUAUAGCAGCUGAAUGGACAGAUAAUGCAAGUUGUGUGAUAAUGCUGUGUUCAGACAUAGCAGUAUUUUACCGAGCAUUUCCUGCACUGAUAUCAGAACUAUCUACCUGUGUUAGCCCUGUUAUUCAACCUCUACAGAUUAUCUGUCUGUUUGUCUUGGAGACGAUGCCACUUUUUGUGGGCCUUCUGUAUAACUACUUCACUUUACAUUCUAGUGCAAGUUUAACUGCAAAUAUCUUCAACAUCAUUAUCAUCAUCUUCCAGUUGUACAAGGCACAGACCCAUCCUGAAGUGAAGGCAGAAAUAAGUGCAAUGCUUGAGGCAAAGAAUCUAGAGAGAGGGGACUUACAGCCUUCUGAUGAUGAACAGCCUCUACAUGCAGUAAAUGGCAAGCCUGAUGAUGUAGAAGGCAAUAAUGACAGUGUUCUUUCUGCUUAAUAGUGAACCUGUUUGAUAAUGCAACAGUCAUUGUUGCAGCAAUAUAUAUAUUUUUUCUCUCUUUUUAAAGAUUUUUUUUUUCAUAAGGAUUUAGGCUUUACAGUAUUACUAUUUUAGCUUUCAUUUCCUGUUCUCAUUAUAUUAAGUGCAAAGUUUGUGUUUUAUAUACUCAUAAAUCUGUUUUUAAAUGUCUGAAUCUUAU
Molecule: messenger RNA, 2426 nt
Organism: Penaeus vannamei (Pacific white shrimp)
Lineage: Eukaryota; Metazoa; Arthropoda; Malacostraca; Decapoda; Penaeidae
Source: RefSeq, a predicted model, not a curated record